Molecule: messenger RNA, 1101 nt
Organism: Vollenhovia emeryi
Lineage: Eukaryota; Metazoa; Arthropoda; Insecta; Hymenoptera; Formicidae
Exons: 2
Coding region: 1-1101 (366 amino acids)
Biological process (GO): DNA integration
Molecular function (GO): nucleic acid binding
Source: RefSeq, a predicted model, not a curated record
AUGGUCAUAAGGCACUACCACGAGAAGCUAUUCCAUACUGGUGCUCAUACAACACUGAACACUAUCAGGCAAGAGUUCUGGCCGAUAUUUGGGAAGAGCCGAACGAAGAAACUCAUACGCAAUUGCGUAAUAUGCCGUAAGGCCAAUCCGAAGCCUGCCCAGCAACUAAUGGGCCAGUUACCCAAGGCGAGAGUCACCCCAUCUCGAUUUUUGCAACACGGGGUGGAUUAUUGUGGCCCGUUCUUCGUGCGCGAUAGGGUACGCCGUAACAGCAAACGAUAUAAGGCGUAUGUGGCUAUCUUUGUCUGCAUGGCCACAAAGGCUGUGCAUAUCGAGCUGGUAGAAGAUAUGACUACUGAAAGCUUUAUCGCUGCGUUCAAGAGGUUCAUAUCGAGAAGAGGACUGGUUAGCAACAUGUACUCGAACAACGGAAAGAAUUUUGUCGGCGCGGAUCGAGAGUUUCGCUCGUUCCUCAAGAGCGACGAGUAUAAGAGCUUCUCUUUCAUACCACCGAGGGCUCUCCAUUUUGGAGGACUUUGGGAGUCGGCGGUGCGCUCCAUGAAACAACACCUAAAGCGCACCGUAGGCGACGCUUCCCUAACAGUCGCCGAGAUGACGACCGUCCUGGCACAGGUGGAGGCCAUACUAAAUUCUCGACCGAUUACUCCAAUGUCUGAGGAUCCGAACGAUUUGGAGGCGUUAACUCCUGGGCACUUCAUAAUCGGAACCAGUCUAAGGACCCAUCCUGAAGAGGAUUUGCGAGAGGUAAAACUCACUAGACUCUCUAGGUGGCAACACGUGGAGCAAAUCAGACAACAUUUUUGGUCUCGAUGGCACCGGGAUUAUCUGACUACAUGCCAGCAGAGGAGCAAAUGGAAGUCCGAGACACCCAUCGAGUGGAAGAUCGGUCAACUGGUCAUGUUGAAGGAGGACUCCGCGAUGCCUCUGAAAUGGACUCUUUCACGAAUCACCGAGGUCCAUCCGGGCUCCGACGAAGUAGUGCGAACAAUAACGGCUCGGAACAAUAAAGGGACUUGCAAAAGGGCCGUGGUCAACGUGAGUCCUGUGAUAGAUUGCGUGAUAAGAUAUAUGUUCGUUUAA